UCGCUGGGGUGAAUGAAGUGACAUGGGCAGCUAGCUGGGUGAUGUAUGGGAGGGGAAGACAAAUUAACCAUGUACUCUCUGGGGGAUUCUCAGCAGAGGCUUUGGUAGCACCAGUGGAGCAGCGCCAAAGGGCAGAGAGAUUUGUAGAUGAUGGUGCUAAUUACCAGAAUGCAAACCAUAAUGUGACCAAGAUGGAAGCAAUUUAAGCAGUAGUCAUUUAGCCUGCUGCUCUUCCGCCCACCGGCUGCUGCGUCGCCAGAGCCGGGGCAUUAGGAUGGGAACAGAUGGAGACUAAUGCAGAGGUUCUGAGCUGAACACACACCAGGAAUCCUGUGUCUCACCUCAAAGGCAGCAAAACACAGGCUGAAGCUUUUAAAAGCCUGACAGAAGACUUCUGAGUCCCAUCUGGCACAGCUCCUUCAGACAGGUUCCCCCGGCUCGACCCGGUCCGGCUCGGCCCAUUCCAGUCUUCCGUAGGAGACACUUCUCAGUGUGUGAUGUGUUCAGGAGGUCAGGAGCACUGGGGGUGGGGGUUGGAGGUGGGGCGGUUCAGGUCUCUGAUUCUUCUACUCUGGCUCCAGAUGAAGAGCCUCCAGCAGCUCUCCUCUUCUUCACCUGCUCUAGCCUGUGUGAUCCUGGAUGGCGUUGCUCUUUUGGGAUAUUUCAGCAGAGGAGUUCCGUUCUGGUCCAGUGUGUAAUUUUAUCUGAGGCUUCAUGCGGGGCUGGUACCUUUUGCCUCCCCUCUCCUUUGUAUCAAUUGGUUCCAGUUGAGCCUAUUGUCGCCACCAGAUUCUUUUCUCUUGGCUCAGUGUGAGGCGGCCUCAGUGCGCUACGGGACGGGCCCGCAGCGCAGCACCAUCCCGAGAGCUGCGUGUCGGACUGGGAUGUAGGGGCACCGGAGCGACCCGGAGGGCUGGACUGCAGUUGUCCGUUUUUUCGCUACAUUGGUGUGUCCCCGACCAUGCCACAAUGAUGGUGAUACCUUUGCUGCUGUUCGUGAGCCUGGUGGAUCCCGUUCGUUCCCGAGCCUGGUGCGCGCCAAGCCAAGCUUGUGACCCCCGGCAGCGGAGAGACGCCGGGGGUCGCGGGGGAGUUUAUGAACACCUCGGUGGAGCUCCGAGACGCAGGAAGCUUUACUGCGCGAGCAAGUUUCACCUCCAGAUCCAUCCGAACGGGAGAAUUGACGGGUCUCUGGAGGAGAACAACCCGCUCAGCAUCAUGGAGAUCACAGCAGUGGAUGUGGGCGUGGUGGCCAUCAAAGGGCUUUUCUCCGGUAGAUAUCUGGCCAUGAACGAUAAAGGAAGGCUGUACGCCUCGGAAGGGUUUAAUAAAGAGUGUGAGUUUGUGGAGCGCAUCCAUGAGUUGGGGUACAACACCUACGCAUCACGACACCAUUCCACAGAGCAGCCGCUGCCAGCAGGAGCAGGCAGUAACAACAAGAGGCGAGCUAGCAUCAGGAGGCAGUGGUAUGUUUCCAUUAACGGCAAGGGACGACCACGGAGAGGGUUCAAGACCCGCAGCACAGACAAAGCCUCACUCUUUCUGCCUCGCGUGCUGGACAACAAGGACCAUGAGAUGGUGAGGAGGUUGACAGACAGUCAAGGUGCACAGAAGCCCACCAGGGGCCGCAGGGAGCGCCGGAGACGCCGGCAUCGUGCCAGGAAGAGCAGGGGUUGGCAGCCCGCUCAGCCCUAGACUCUGGAUCUGAGCUUGUGCUCCAUGACUCAUGUAUGCAUAAAUUCUGGGUUUUGGCACAUAUUACAGCUUGAUUGCAUUGGGGGAUGUGGAGCUGCCCUCUGGAUUAGUGAGUUUUCUCGAUGCACAGGAUAAGAAAGAAAACUCAACGGAGGAAGAGGACUCCCACAGGAGCCGGAGAGCAGGCCUUUUGUAAAACCUGCCCAGAUCCAUUCACUCUGUCCAUUUCUGCUUCAUCCUCUACAAAACUGCAUUUCAUGUCUUCCAAAUGUAAACAAAUGAUUCAUGCUAGAUAAAAUAUUUGUACUAUUAUGUAACAUAUUUUCCAGUAAAAGAAAUCAUCUUAAUGUGGACCCUUUAGACCUUGUUAUUUGUACCUGUCAGGCCUAGUUCUGACACAUGGACAUCAUUAUGAGCCACUCAGGUAGGACAGUCCAGGUGUGAGAUGGGGACUUCUGCUGGGAACACAGACAGGAUGUUUUACUAAACUUAGGAAUAUUUAUUUGGUGUGUGAAACGUAACUUAUUGAUGAGACUAUUGCUGUGCUAACUGUUGUUUGAUGGUUUUCACUCACUGCCUGGUUCUGACCCAAAACCAAAGAACUGACUGUUGAGUGUCUCUGCAAACAUCUGAUUCACCUGAAUCCACACACACACACACACACACACACACACACACACACACAC
Messenger RNA from Nothobranchius furzeri (turquoise killifish), 2381 nucleotides. It is a transcript of the gene fgf3, whose product is annotated as fibroblast growth factor 3. Gene Ontology annotation, biological process: positive regulation of gene expression; animal organ morphogenesis; positive regulation of protein phosphorylation. NCBI's taxonomy places the organism in Eukaryota, Metazoa, Chordata, Actinopteri, Cyprinodontiformes, Nothobranchiidae. The record is from RefSeq and is a predicted model, not a curated record. Gene Ontology annotation, cellular component: cytoplasm. Gene Ontology annotation, molecular function: growth factor activity; fibroblast growth factor receptor binding.